AUGUCUUCUUCAAGUGUUGAAAUGCAAUUACUUACUGAUGGAUUUGAUAUCUUUGAUGUCACUCCUGAUCCAAAUAAUUUAAUGGCAGCAGCACCUAGAACUACAGACAAAGGUUCUGUGAGUAUUUUUAUGAUGUUUAAAUAUGCAACAUGGAUUGAAAUAAUUUUUAAUAUUAUUGGUGUCUUAAUAUCUCUUUGUGAUGGUGUUUUAUAUCCAUUGAUUGCAAUUCUUAUUGGUGAUGUAUUUGAUUCUAAAGCAUUUAAUCCACUUGCAUAUGAUGUUGCUGAAAUUGAAAAUUUAUGUAAUAAAACUUCAUUAAAAUUUAUGUAUAUUGGAAUUGGAUUAUUCUUUACUUCAUUAAUUAGAACAAUUAUUUUUGAUAUUACUGGUGGAAAUCAAAUUAGAAGAAUUAGAAGAUUAUAUAUUAAAUCAUUACUUGAUCAAGAAAUGGGUUGGUAUGAUGCUCAUAAUAGUGGAGAAAUGACAUCUAGAAUGUCAGGUGAUAUUUUCUUAUUACAUGAUGCCAUUGGUCAAAAAGUAGGUGAAUUCUUUUCUUAUUUUGGAAUGUGUAUUACUGGAUAUGUUAUUGGGUUUGUUAAAGAAUGGAAAUUAUGUUUUGUUAUGAUAUCUGUUGCUCCUUUCAUGGUUGGUGCUGCUGGUAUUUUUGCUUAUGUUCAAACAAGAACAGCAUCAUCUACUCAAGCAUCUUAUUCAGUUGCAGGAGGUAUUGCUUCAGAAACUAUUUCUAAUAUGAGAACUGUUGCUGCUCUUGGUAUUGAAAAAUCAAGAAUUCAUCAAUAUCUUCAAACAUUACGUCAUUCUCUUCAUGUUGGUAUUAGAGCUUCACAUGAAACUGGAGGUUCUACUGGAUUACUCUUCUUCUUUGUAUUUUGUGCAUUUUGGAUUGGUUAUAUUUAUGGUGCUAAAAAAAUUCAAAAAAGAGAUAUGUCUGCAAGUAAAUUGGCAAUUGUUGUCUUUUCAGUACUUUGUGGAACACUUGGUCUUUCUCAAAUUGCAACUCCAAUUGGUUCUAUUUUCAAAGGAACAUCAUCUGCAUAUAGAAUAUUCAAAACAAUUGAAAGAAUUCCAAAAAUUAAAAAUGAAGGAAAGAGACAUAUUAGUGAAAUUAAAGAAGGAAAUAUUGUAUUUGAAGGUGUUUCAUUCUGUUAUCCAACAAGACCAGAUAUGUUAAUUCUCAAUAACUUCAAUUUAGAAAUUAAAGCUGGACAUUCAGUUGGAUUAGUUGGUGCAUCUGGAUGUGGUAAAUCAACAAUCAUUGGAUUAUUACAAAGAUUAUAUGAACCAGUAGAUGGUAAAAUUAUGAUAGAUGGAAUAGAUAUUCGAGAGUUUGAUUUAUAUGAAUAUAGAAGUAUGUUUGGAGUAGUUGGACAAGAACCAUCCCUAUUUGCAAUCUCAAUCAAAGAAAAUAUAGCACUUGGUGCACAUAGAAGUAUUCUUGCUCCACAUUAUCAUGACACAUCUGACCCACAAGACUGUUUAUUAAUGCCAGAACUAGAAGAAAAAAUUAUGAAAUGUGCACAUAUUGCCAAUGCUACUAACUUCAUUAAUUCACUUCCUCAAAAAUUUGAUACAGUACUUGGUCAACGUGGUGCACAAAUAUCUGGAGGACAGAAACAAAGAAUUUCUAUUGCAAGAGCUUUAAUGAAUGAUCCUAAAUUACUUAUUCUUGAUGAAGCUACUUCUGCAUUAGAUUUUAAAUCAGAAAAGAUUGUCCAAAGAGCAUUAGAUAAGGCUGCAGCUGGAAGAACAUCAGUUAUUAUUGCACAUAGAUUAUCUACAAUUAGAGAUGCACAUAGAAUUCUUGUCUUUGACCAUGGACAAGUUGUUGAAGAUGGAAAUUAUACAACAUUAAUGGAAAAACAAGGAUUAUUUUAUAAACUCGUUAAAAAUCAAGAAAUGGGAAAGAAACAACAAGAGAAAUUUGAUAAUGAUGAAGACUUAGAAGAGGAUGUUGUUCCAGAUCAAACUGAAGUUGAUAAAACAUAUAUUGAAGUUGAUGAUGACCAUAGAACUAAUUGGCAAAAAUUUAGUGCACAUUUCCUUGUAUUUGGUAGAGUCUUCAGAUUAAAUCUCAAAGAAAUUCCAUGGAUGAUUCUUGGAUUUAUUGGUUCAAUGAUAUAUGGUGCUUUAUUCCCAAUUUUUGCUUAUUUCUUAGCAGAAGCAAUUUGUAUGCUUGUUACUGUUUAUUUAACUGGAAUGUCUGAUGAUAGUGAAAUUAUGAAAUACUUCUAUAUCUUCCUUGGCAUAUCUGGAGCAAUGUUUAUCUCAACAUAUUUACACAAAGCAUUCUUUAUGAUGUCAGGAGAAUUUUUGACAUAUAGAGUAAGAAAAUUAUCAUUUUAUGCAAUUUGUAGACAAGACAUAGGAUGGUUUGAUAAAAAAGAAAAUUCAACAGGAAGACUUGCUGGAAGACUUGCAGCUGAUGCAACGAAAUUAAAUGGAGUAACAGGAAAUUUGAUUGGAACAAUGAUUCAUUGUUCAUUCUCACUUAUUAUUGGACUUGUUCUUGGAUAUAUCACAAAUGUAAAAAUAUCAUGGGUAUCUACUAUCUUUGUUCCAUUAAUUGUAUUUAAUACAUAUAUUCAAUUAAGAAUUUCAGUUGGAUUUGCUGGACCAGAAACAAAAAUCUAUGCUAAUGCAGAAAAUCUUAUGACAGAAGUUGUUGAAAAUAUCAAAACAAUUAAAAUGUUAGCAAAAGAAGAUUAUUUCAAAGAAAAGUAUUGUAGUUAUCUUGUUAAACCAGCUAAACGAGCACCUUUUACUGCAAUUAUUAAUGGACUUGUUCUUGGAUGGGUACAUGCAUUUAUAUUCUGGAAAUAUUCUGUAUUAAUGUAUGUUGCAGGUCAAGAAUUAAAGAAAGACCCUUCAGGAAUGCCAGACAUUAUGAAAGCAUUAUGUUCUAUUAUCUUUGGUGCUAUGUCAGUAGGAUUUGCUGCAACAUAUAUGGCAGACUUUGGUAAUGCAAAAGUUGCAGCUGAAAGUAUUUUUAAAAUUAUAGAUAGAAAAUCCCCACAAGACCCAUUCAGUGAAGAAGGUGAAAAGAACUUUACUAUUGACCAAGUUGAGUUAGACAAUAUUAAAUUUAGAUAUCCAACAAGACCAGAACAAGUUAUUCUUGAUGGAGCAAGUUUUGUUAUUCCAAAAGGAAAGUCUGUUGCACUUGUAGGACCUUCUGGUUGUGGAAAAUCAACAGUUAUUCAAUUAAUUGAACGUUUCUAUAAACCAGAAAAAGGAACAGUAAAAAUUAAUGGAAGAAAUAUUCAAGAAUUUAAUUUAGCAACAUUAAGAAAUAAAAUUGGAUAUGUUGGACAAGAACCAUUAUUAUUUGCUGGAACUAUUGGAGAAAAUAUUGUUAGUGGUAUGUGUGGAAGCUGGACUGAUGACCAAUUAGAAAAUGGAGGAAAUCUUGUUGCAGAAAAUAUGGACAAAAUUGUAGCUGCUGCUAAAAUGGCUAAUUGUCAUAAUUUCAUUUGUCAACUCCCACAAGGAUAUAAUACUAUUAUUGGUGAAAGAGGAACUUCAUUAUCUGGUGGUCAAAAACAAAGAAUUGCUAUUGCUAGAGCAUUAAUAACUCAACCCGAAUUACUUAUUCUUGAUGAAGCAACAUCAGCACUUGAUUCUGAAUCUGAAAUGAUUGUCCAACAAGCAAUUGACAAGAUUGCUAAACAAGUAACAUCAAUUGUUAUUGCUCAUAGAUUAUCAACUGUAAAAGAUUCUGAUAUUAUUGUUGUUCUUUCUGGAGGAAAAGUAGUAGAACAAGGAACUCAUGAUGAAUUGAUGAAAGAAGAAGGUGUUUAUUUCCAUUUGGUCCAAAUUCAAGCUCAAUAA
Molecule: messenger RNA, 3849 nt
Organism: Entamoeba histolytica HM-1:IMSS
Lineage: Eukaryota; Evosea; Mastigamoebida; Endamoebidae
Product: P-glyco protein 6, putative
Exons: 1
Coding region: 1-3849 (1282 amino acids)
Biological process (GO): transmembrane transport
Cellular component (GO): membrane
Molecular function (GO): ABC-type transporter activity; ATP hydrolysis activity; ATP binding
Source: RefSeq, a predicted model, not a curated record